CCCCAUACCAUAUUAAACUCCUUACCACGCUCACCUGGAAAAUUUAUAGGCCUACAUCAUAACAUAUAAUCAGUGUAAUAAGUUAAUUUUCUAAGAAGAGAAUGGAAACAGAAAAUACAGCAGGUGAGCCACUUGAAAAGAAACGGAAGACAGAUGGAGAAGGUUCAACUCCAAAAGUUAAGUGUGAGCCACCUGAGAAAAAAUUGAAGACAGAUGAAGAAGGUUCACCUCUAAAAGUAAAGUGUGAGCCACCUGAAAAUAAAUUAAAGACAGAUGGAGAAGGUUUGCCUCCAAAAGUGAAGUGCGAGUCACCUGAAAAUAAAUUAAAGACAGAUGGAGAAGGUUCACUUCCAAAAGUGAAAUGUGAGCCACCUGAAAAGAAAUUGAAGACAGAUGGAGAAGGUUCACCUCCAAAAGUGGGAGCAACAGAAAAUACAGCAGAGGAAAAUGAGGCUUCUUCUGAUCUAUAUCAGUACACACGGAGAGAAGAAUUUACAUCAGAGAUUUUUAAAAUAGAAAUCACCAAUCUACCGAGAUUUGGUUUUAAGCAAUUGAAGAAAAGACUGAAUGGACUAGAUGUGAAACCAGUUAAAGUGAAGGCUGUAGACACACAUACAUUUGCAUUUGCCACAUUUAGGAAUGAAGAAGAAAGAGAUGAUGCAAUACAGAAGAUUAAAGGACAUGUAUGGAAAGACAGAACAUUAGAUGCCAAGCUAGCCAGUGCUGCAGCAGAUCCAUUCCAGAAGAUAAGAAGUAAAGAAAAUAGAGCUGAAAAGUCAGCCAAGCAAAUAGCUGAAGAACUGUUACCAGUAGAAGAAAGGUUGAAAAAUUCUGUGACACCUUUAUGGAAUGUUCCUUAUGAAGAGCAGCUAAAGACUAAGUUUGAAGAAAUAGAAGAAGCAUUAAAAAAUGUAGCUACACAAACUCUCAAAAAUAUACACUAUGAUAAAAACAAUACUGAUUUGAAAGACUGGAUUACUGGACAAAGAAAACUUCACAACGGGAAAUGCUGUCAAUUAUUACCCAUAAAACCCUCUCCUGUGACAGAAGGGUACAGAAAUAAAUGUGAAUUUACCAUUGGCAAAGAUGUUAACGGGCAAGAAAAAACAGUUGGAUUUAGGUUUGGUAUGUACAAAGAUGGUACUAAUUCAGUAGGAGAACCUUAUGAUUUACUAAUUAUACCAGACAAUAUGAAGAAAGUUGUUAAGUGUUUUCAAGAUUAUAUAAGAAGCAGAUCACUUUCAUCUUAUGACCCUGAAAACCAUCAAGGUUAUUGGAGGUUGUUGACAAUUCGUUCAUGUCUCCUUGGUGAUCUGAUGUUAACAGUAGACUUCCAUCCACAACAGCUGACCAAGACUUCCAUUGAAGAAGAGAAGAAACAGCUACAGGAAUUUUUCACAUCUGGAGAUGGCAAUAACUGUAAUGUUAGCAGUAUUUACUGGAGAACAUACAGUAGUGUGCAAACUGGUUCCCAAGAAGCUGAGUAUGAGCAUGUUAUUGGUAGUAAGUACAUUGAAGAGAAAUUGUUUGAUUUAAAAUUUAGAAUUUCACCAGAUGCUUUCUUUCAAGUUAAUACAUUAGGGGCAGAGGUUCUAUAUAGUCAGGUUGCUGAUUGGUGCAAGGCCUCACCCACCACAACCGUUUUAGAUAUUUGCUGCGGGACUGGUACUAUUGGAAUUUCAAUGGCAAAUAAAGUCGAUCAAGUUAUUGGGAUAGAGUUAUGUGAACAAGCUGUUGAAGAUGCUAAACAGAAUGCAAAAUUAAAUGGUAUAUACAAUUGUAGAUAUCAAUGUGGGAAAGCAGAAGAUUUGAUAACACGUAUCAUGAAAUCAUUACAUACAAAAGAUGUGGUAGCCAUAUUGGAUCCACCACGAGCAGGCAUACAUCCUAAAGUGAUCCAUGCAAUCAGAAAAUGUCCAGUUUUAACCAGAUUAAUAUAUGUGUCAUGUAGUCCAAAAUCAGCUACUAAUAACUUUGUGGAUUUGAUGAAAAACCCAUCCAAGAAGACGAAAGGAAUGCCGUACAAGCCAGUGAAAGCUAUUCCUGUUGAUCUGUUUCCUUAUACUAAACAUUGUGAGAUGGUGAUUUUAUUUGAACGUGAACUUCCAGUAAAUCAGGAACCAGAACAAAACGACAGUUCAUAGAGAUUUUAAUUAAAUACAUGUCAUUUUAAAAUUUGUUUGUAUAAAAUUUAGUAGAAACCAAACCAACUACUGUGGAUUAAUUUAUUAUUCAUGUGAUACCUAUUUUCAUGGAUUUCAUGGGUAUAGGUAGACAACAAAUUUAAAUAUUCAACAAAGUGCACAUUUCAAUAGACUAGGUAUUAAUUCAGACUUUGGUGGAAAAACAAUAAAAUCAAAUUUCCACAAAAAUUUAAUUUUUCCUCAAUCUACGAAAAUUGGUAUUCAAGAAAAUACAUAAAUGCAUGCACAGUACUAUAACUCAAAGGUUGACUGGAUUAUAGAAAAAUGGUAAUAUCUGAACAUCUGAACUUCUCCCAUCUGAGAGAAAUACCAUACCAAAGAGGAGCGUUGGUUUGGCAGUGCAGGGGGUAUGAAUAUGCAGCUACGUUCAGUUGAAAUGGAGAUGUUUAAACUGAUACCUCACUAAUGGAGAGUGUUGAAUUCUCUGCUCAUUAAAAAACCCUUGCAAAAACUCUUUGAGAGUCUGUAGCUGACAUGUUGCAAGCAAAAUUUCUACCCUGAGUCUUUAUACAGGAUCUACAUAUUGAAUUUAUUGUUAAUUUGUUCUAGUCCUAUAUAUGCUUGAAAUAUUUGCCACUGGACAAUAAGCAAACUACAACUAAUCAACAAAAACUCACAAGUGGAGUCAAAAAUCUAAAUCCAGAGGACCAUACAAAGUCUUAGAAAAUGAAAAUAAGAUUGAUUGAUUGAUUAAUCGCUUGGUGUUAAAUGCCACUUUCAGCACUGUUUGCUAUUUUGUGACGACCAGGUUUUAUUGAUUGAGGAAACCGGAAUGCCCAGAGAGAACCAUAGACCUUUGGUAGGAAAACUGACAACCCUAGUCAAUUAAGAUUGGAGUAGAACACACCUGCCAUGUGAGGGAUUCAAACUCACAACCUGGGUGUUGACAGGCUAGUGAUACAGUUGUUGGACUACUUAGACCACUCGACCAUCUAGGCCCCUGAAAAUCAAUAAGUAUAAAAGGGGGAGAGUUGAGAUUUUUUUUAACUAAUUUAAAGUUUCCAUAAAUUCAUCUUUUUGUCCAAGUCAGAAACCUUGUCAGUGGUUGGUUUUUUCAUAAUUUCAUUAUUUUUAGUCAUUAAGGGAAUUUCGGUAAGAUAUUUUCAUUUGUCUUUUGUUGAAUCAUCCUGAACAUGCAUGAAAUACUUGUCACAGGACGUUAAGCAACCAAUAAUAAACAAUCAAUCUAUUGAA
Messenger RNA from Mytilus californianus (California mussel), 3398 nucleotides. Its product is annotated as tRNA (uracil-5-)-methyltransferase homolog A-like. The record is from RefSeq and is a predicted model, not a curated record. The coding region runs from base 102 to 2144 and encodes 680 amino acids. The transcript has 22 exons. Lineage: Eukaryota; Metazoa; Mollusca; Bivalvia; Mytilida; Mytilidae. Gene Ontology annotation, molecular function: RNA methyltransferase activity; nucleic acid binding. Gene Ontology annotation, biological process: RNA processing.